GUGUAGAUAUUCUUCCCACGCUCCCACGCUCCCUCGCUGCCCAUGAUCGCUGUCAAUCAUUGAAAUCUAGUGACCAGCAGAUGCUGUGCGAUGCCAGUCGCUCGAAGGAGCGAGUACAGGAGGCCUCUUGCGACAGUGUCCCUUCCCUCAAGUUUGGGUUCAACGCAGGGCCGGCUAUCCGGUAUAAAAGCUCAUCGAAUGAACGAUCCUCGGUCAAUAUUUGAAUUGAGUCAGUCUUGCAUAUUAUCCUAGACGAAAGCAGAUGCGAGUCAGCGUCCCAGACAGACCCACCAUCACGGCAGCUGGAACCUACCUAGGUACCUUUCCUCCAGGCGCCCCAGUGGGUGAAUAAAAUCGGUUUACGACACCAUCCACAGUUAAAGACCGCCAGAGCCAAGGUCUCAAUCGCCAGGCUUACCCAGGAGCAGUUGUAAUCGUCUCGUCUUUGUCCCUGCUCCCUUCAGACUGAUCUCCUCACGAUGGCUGCGCGGCGAAGUCACGGCCAGAAGAAGUGCCUGCCUUGCAAGGCACGACGCAUGAAGUGCUCGGAGACACGUCCAGGAUGUGAACAGUGUUCCAACCACCGGCUGGUCAGCCAGAAUAACUCGCCCUCGUUGAUCUGGUCUGACAUUCGGAUUAAAUCUCGCCCACCCACGCCGAGCUCGUCGUCGUCGUCCACGGCAAGCGAGGACUCGGUCGACCUGAUGGCCUCCGAGCAGAAGCUCAACUUGGAGGACCUUGAGCUCAUGAUGAACUGGUGUACAGCAACAUACCGCUCGCUGGCGCGGACCAGUGCUGGUGAACGGGUCUGGCAGUCUGUCGUGCCUCGCGAGUCGCUGCGAAACCCGUUUCUGAUGCGGGGCGUGCUCGCUCUCUCGGCGCUGCACCUGGCCUUCACACACCGUGGGAAACAGCAAAAGGAGUACCUGAAAACGGCGCAGGCUCAUCAGACACACGCCCUCGGCGGCCUCACACUGGCGGGUGCCGUCAGCGAGAGAAACUGCAAUGCCACCUUUGCCCUGUCUAGCCUGAUGAUUGUGUUUUCGAUUGCCUUUCCCCUACUCGUGAGGCCGACCUCUACCCACACGUCGCUCGAUGAUCUGUGCCGAGUAUUCAGUAUCACCCGGCGGUCGAUCAAGGUGCUGAUCGAGAUCAUUCCCUGGGUCCAGGACGGUGAGAUGGGAUCUCUGACCACUCGGGAAGAGGAUCCUGCGCCGCAGAUGCCGGACACAUCCAAGCUGGCCAUUCUGUUUCUGCACAACCUCAACACCACGUUCUCGAAUCAUGAUCCCCACCACGAAACGGCCGUCUACACGGAAACCAUCCAGAUACUGGGUGAAUGUCUGGAGAAACUGCUUAGGGGCGGGGAGCCAAGUCUGAUCGCGUUCCGAUGGAUCCAUCGACUGCCUGCACGCUACCUCGACCUGCUCACAGACCGCCAGCCGCUCGCCCUGACCAUACUGGCGCACUACUGCGUGAUCCUGCAUCACCUUCGGGACCGCUGGUGGAUGGGAGACUGGGGGACCCGGAUCUUGAGGGAGAUCAGCCAAGUGCUCGGCUGCCAGUGGACGCAAUCCAUCAGCUGGGCGAUCGAUGCGACUGGAUUCGUGCCUGGGACUUAAAAUCGUCGAUGUGCCGUUGGAACCACAACGCAUCGAUAACUAUAUACACGAUAACAUCGGAUAGCCCAGGGCAGGGUAAAUAUCUUCCCUUGUUGAAAGGGUUUGGGUUAAGUCCAAGAAAGGACAGCCAGGCCCCCCUGCUCGAAUCGCACAUGAUUGGCCUUCACAGGAGUUCACCAGCGUUGGAGACUUCCAGGAUGCUUAUACAUCAUUCCCCGCCGCCAGUCUUGGGUUUGGAGGACGGGUUGAGAAGGACUAGGAUCAAGCCUCAUGAAGUUGAAUGUAGUGAUUAAAGGAUAUGAAUUCCUGGGCAUAUCCAGUUCAUUCACCAUAGAAUAGAAAUUGGGCUAAUACUUCCAAGCCUUGUCAACGCUUAUUGCUGGUCUAUUCUGUCAUCAUCACCUCAGUAAUAUAAGAGCUAUCGAAUAGCUGACCUGAUAAAAUUUACUGGUCUUAUAUGAGGACCUC
Messenger RNA from Penicilliopsis zonata CBS 506.65, 2090 nucleotides. RefSeq lists its product as hypothetical. Gene Ontology annotation, biological process: regulation of transcription by RNA polymerase II. Gene Ontology annotation, molecular function: zinc ion binding; DNA-binding transcription activator activity, RNA polymerase II-specific. Bases 480 to 1622 code for a protein of 380 amino acids. Lineage: Eukaryota; Fungi; Ascomycota; Eurotiomycetes; Eurotiales; Aspergillaceae. The transcript has 2 exons. The record is from RefSeq and is a predicted model, not a curated record.